This is a messenger RNA of Tupaia belangeri chinensis (Chinese tree shrew), 784 nucleotides long. It is a transcript of the gene NCBP2, whose product is annotated as nuclear cap binding protein subunit 2. The transcript is spliced from 5 exons. The coding region runs from base 16 to 573 and encodes 185 amino acids. Gene Ontology annotation, molecular function: RNA cap binding. The record is from RefSeq and is a predicted model, not a curated record. Gene Ontology annotation, cellular component: nuclear cap binding complex. NCBI's taxonomy places the organism in Eukaryota, Metazoa, Chordata, Mammalia, Scandentia, Tupaiidae. Gene Ontology annotation, biological process: mRNA cis splicing, via spliceosome.
GCUGGGGAGGCAGGAAUGGUUAUCCCUGAAGCCACUGACCUCGCAGAAUUAGGAUGCUCCUAUGCAGUGCUAAGCAGUGGAUGGGAGGCACAAAGUUGGGUCCAGUUUGUCUUCAGGGAGGCCUUGGAAUGUGAAGGUGCACCAGCAAGCCAGGCACCUUUAGGGUAUCUCAAUGUGAAGGGUGACAAUGAAGAACAAGAGAAAUUACUAAAGAAAAGCUGUACGUUGUAUGUUGGAAAUCUUUCCUUUUACACAACAGAAGAACAAAUCUAUGAACUCUUCAGCAAAAGUGGUGACAUAAAGAAAAUCAUUAUGGGUCUGGAUAAAAUGAAGAAAACAGCAUGUGGAUUCUGUUUUGUGGAAUACUAUUCAAGAGCAGAUGCAGAAAAUGCUAUGCGAUACAUAAAUGGAACCCGUCUGGAUGACCGGAUCAUUCGUACAGACUGGGAUGCAGGCUUUAAGGAAGGCAGGCAGUAUGGACGUGGGCGAUCUGGCGGCCAGGUACGAGAUGAGUACCGACAGGACUAUGAUGCGGGGAGAGGAGGCUAUGGAAAACUGGCACAGAACCAAUGAGUGGGGGAGCCCAGCAGGGAGAACCUCACUCCUGUGGUCUGUUGAAUUUGCUGACAAACAUUACCUGAGGUCCGCAAGCAGCCUACUUUUACCAACCUUUGAUCAGUGUCUCUACUGAAGACCUCUUCGUGGUUUUUCUUCCUCUGAAAAAGUAUUAAAGGACAGAAUCCAAAAGAAUGCCUUUAAUUAUAGUCUUAGUAUCUUGGUAUUA